Messenger RNA from Betta splendens (Siamese fighting fish), 5473 nucleotides. RefSeq names its product protein tyrosine phosphatase non-receptor type 21 (gene ptpn21). Gene Ontology annotation, molecular function: protein tyrosine phosphatase activity. The record is from RefSeq and is a predicted model, not a curated record. NCBI's taxonomy places the organism in Eukaryota, Metazoa, Chordata, Actinopteri, Anabantiformes, Osphronemidae. Gene Ontology annotation, cellular component: cytoskeleton. Bases 337 to 4041 code for a protein of 1234 amino acids. The transcript has 20 exons. Gene Ontology annotation, biological process: protein dephosphorylation.
ACUUGUUGCUCUUCCAAUCCCAGGAAGCGUCAGUCGCAUGGAUCCAUCGCAACUAGAGACAUGGAGCACAACGUUACUUUUGAUCCAGAAACAAACUGCAGCAAAGUCAGCAGUGUGUAGUGUCUGUAAAUAUAUGAUAAUAUUGUAGUGAGCUGACCUGGAGGGCGGAAUCACACAGGAGAGAAUCCUAGUUGGACUGCUAAUGUGCGUCUGUUGGCUAACGAUCCGUUGACGAUGAACUCCUUGACUUGCAGCAUUCACGCAUUUUCCCAGAGGUCAACAGGAGACUCAUUUCUCUGACUAAGUGAAUACCUCUGUCUAGAAGACGUGUGAAUCAUGCCCCUGCCAUUUGGCUUGAAAUUGAAAAGGACCCGACGGUAUACUGUGUCAAGCAAGAGCUGCCUCGUCACCCGGAUUCAGCAGCUCAAUGGGGAGUUUGUUGAGUUUACACUCUCGGUGGAGAGCACUGGGCAGGAAUGUUUGGAGGCAGUUGCCCAGAGACUCGAGUUGAGGGAGAUAACCUACUUCAGCUUGUGGUACUUCAACAAGCAGAACCAGCAGAGAUGGAUUGACUUGGAGAAGCCGCUGAAAAAGCAGCUGGAUAAGUAUGGGCUGGAGCCCACUGUUUACUUUGGAGUCGUGUUUUACAUACCCAGUGUUACCCAACUGCAACAGGAGAUCACAAGAUAUCAGUAUUAUCUUCAGCUGAAGAAGGACGUUUUAGAGGGCAAGAUCUCAUACUCCUUAGACCAAGCUAUACAUUUAGCCAGCCUGGCAGUGCAAGCGGACUUUGGAGACUUCAAUCGACUGGACUCUCUUGACUUCCUACAGAAGUUAUUGUUAUUUCCUAUCGACUGGAUCCAGGAUGAGCGGGUACUGGAAGAAGCCAUUCAACAAGUGGCUCACCAAUAUCAGUCUCUCAGGGGUUUAUCACCCCCAGAGGCAGAGAUGCUGUACAUGCAGGAGGUGGAGAAAAUGGAAGGGUAUGGCCAGGAAAGCUAUCAAGCCAAGGACAGCACGGGCACAGAUGUUACCCUAGGAUCCUGUCUCGACGGCAUCUUUGUCAAGCACAAAAAUGCGAGGCCACUUCUUUUAUUCAGGUGGAAUGAAAUUACCAACAUGAGUCACAACAGGUCUUUCUUUGCCCUGGAGCUAGCCAACAGGGAGGAGAGUGUUCAGUUCCAGACAGAAGACAUGGAAACCUCCAAAUACGUGUGCCGGAUGUGUCUGGCCAGACUCAAGUUUUAUAAGAUUAACAAGAGUAGCCUAGAGGAGUGUGACCCCCUGCCUUCUGAUGGCUCCCAGAAGUCUCUUCUUAGUCUGUCUUUUCCUCGUUUUCCAAUGCUCUCUCGUCCCUCUCUGCCUGCUAGUAAGGGCCAAACCCAGCCCACAGUUGUCAACCCUGUCAGAAGAAGAUCCUCUACCAGAAUAUCUCUGCCAAAGCCUUCAGCCUACAUGAUGACCCCCCCACAGAUGCACUACAAUGGCCAUUUCACAGAGCCAUACACGUCAUCACAGGACAACCUGUACAUGAACAGUCAGAACGGCUAUUACUACCAUUCCCAGACCAGCUUGGACUGCUCUCCUAUGGAAUACAAUAGUGGAGGGCGUUUACGGAAUGGCAGCGUGUACAGCGCCCACAGCACCAGCUCUCUAACCAAUCCCCAGCACUAUCUUCAGCCUUCACCAAUGUCUUCCAACCCCUCCAUCACUAGUGACAUCACCAGACCUGACUACAUCCCGUCGCAUCGCCACAGCGCUCUCAUCCCACCUUCCUACCGCGCCACUCCUGAUUAUGAGACAGUGAUGCGACAGAAAAACAGAGGCAUGGGAGGAGGGAUGAUUUUAUCUCAGGAGCACCGCCAGAGCCACUCCAUGAGGAAUCUGAACAUUGGAAGCUCGUAUGCUUACAGCAGACCAGACCCUCUAGUUUACAGCCAGCCAGAGAUCAGAGGGGAGCAUGGUGGAACAACUCAACACCACCACUAUCCCUUUCAUCUGGGCUCCAGUUUCCACAGCCCCUCCCAAUACCCCUAUCCUACUGAGAGAAGACCUGUGGUGGGGGCAGUUAGUGUCCCUGAGCUCACUAAUGUACAGUUACAACAAGCCCAGGAGUAUCCAGCUCCUAACAUCAUGAGAACAAAGGUUUAUCGACCGCCUCCACCAUACCCGUACGCCCAUCCUCGGCCAGCAAACAGCACACCGGACUUGUCACGCCACCUUUAUGUCAGCAGUAGCAACCCGGAUCUGGUCAUCAUGCGGCGCGUGCAUCAUUCAGUCCAGACCUUCCAGGAGGACAGCCUGCCGGUUGCUCAUUCCUUACAAGAGGUGUCAGAGCCUCUUUUCAGUGCUCCCCCAUACAGACAGCCAUACCACGCUCAGAAGCGUAACUCCAUUGAGAUUGCUGGACUGGCUCACAGUCUGGAAGCGAUGAGGGUCCAAGAGCGCACCAUGUCGUCCUCAGCUGCUGAAACCGCCACACCCCCUCCAACGGUGUGUGGGGGUCGCUCUCAGGGCUCCCAGCUUAACGUGUUUUUGGAGCAGACAAAGUCAGAGGACAAAGGGGACAUCAAGGAGGAUGUGCAGUAUGGACAUAAAAAGUCCCUCUCAGAUGCUACGAUGCUGGUUCACAGCAGUGGUGAAGAAGAGGAGUUUGAGGAUGAUGGGCGUCACACUCCACUCUCUCAGGAUGCGGUUGCAGCCAUUGUUUCUGAGCAUCCACCGCAACAGCAUCACAGCCUGACAUCCCUCUCCUCCCUGACCCCCCAGCUGCAGACUCCUGUAGAGCCUCCUCCCGCAUAUCCUAUCGGCUCCUCCUUCGAUCCGUCCAUAAUGAGCUCCUUGGCCUACAAGGUUCACCCCCUGAUCCAGGAGACUGAGCCUCUGUAUCGGCUGUCAGAUUUGCGACAGCCCAGGAUUAUGCCCUCCGUGUCGGAGGGAGACCUGAGCAGCGAGGCCAAGCAGAAGAUCAAAACAGACUUCAGGAAGAGGCCUGUGUCUGAUGUGCCUCCUGCAAAAAAAACAGUCGAAGGGCUGCCGCCUGCGGGAAUGAAAAAGGGAUCAAGGUCAGAGGUAAAGAAAAUGGGCCCUCUGAAAGUGGCCAAGCUCAAUGGCCUGUCCGUGUCCAGACAGCCGGUCCCAGACAAGGUGAAGGAUGAGCCUAAACACGCGUCUAAUGACGAACAGUGUAAAGUGCUGGAACAACACAUGGAGAUGGGAGAGCUGUUAAAGGAGUACGAGAACAUCCCCAAGCGUCCAGGAGGAGAAUGCACCAUUGCCCAGCUGCCGGAGAGCGCGGACAAAAACCGCUUCCAAGACGUCCUGCCGUAUGACAAGAAUAGAGUGGAGCUGGUUCCCACCAAAGAGAACAACACGGGAUACAUCAAUGCAUCUCAUAUUAGGUUAACGGUAUCUGGAGAGGAGUGGAACUACAUCGCCACACAAGGUCCAAUGUCAAACACGUGUCAGGACUUCUGGCAGAUGGUGUGGGAGCAGGGUGUCUCCAUCAUCGCUAUGGUCACUGCGGAAGAGGAGGGUAAUAGAGAGAAGAGCUACCGGUACUGGCCCCGACUAGGAUCACGACACAACACCGUGACUUAUGGCCGCUUCAAAAUCACCACACGGUUCCGCACAGGGUCGGGCUGCUACGCCACCACAGGCCUAAAGAUCAAACACCUCCUGACGGGACAGGAGAGGACAGUCUGGCAUCUGCAGUACACAGACUGGCCUGACCACAGCUGUCCAGAAGACUUUAAAGGCUUCCUCACUUACCUGGAGGAAAUUCAGUCUGUGAGGAGACACACCAACAGCGACCCCAACCUACCUGUGCUCAUCCACUGCAGUGCUGGCGUGGGACGGACAGGAGUGGUCAUUCUGUGUGAGAUCAUAAUAGCCUGCCUAGAGCACAAUGAGCCGCUGGACAUCCCAGGAGUCCUAACGGAUCUACGUAAUCAGAGGAUGAUCCUGGUUCAGACUUUGUCUCAGUACAGCUUCGUCUACAAGGUCCUCAUCGAGUACAUCCGCAACUCCAGGCUGAUCUGACCACUGUCACCUGUCCAGCCGCCUUUUUCCUCCAACAUUCACUGUAAUGGCAGGUGAUGGUUGGAGUUUGCAGCACUGAGGUCACAGCUGUAGAAAUGUGUAAAUGUAGCACUGGAUCCUGUAUCCAUUCAGACAAGGCUAAAGGAAUGAUGUGAGUAUACAAGACACAAUGCUGCAUGAAGGAGCAUUAAGACUUAUGCCUACAUACAAACAGUAUUUUUGUAUAUAUACACUUUUUUUUUACAGACAUUGCUUAAAACUCAGCACUUUUAUGGACUGUUGCUGUAAUAAACAACCAAUAUUAAGCUACAUAAAUAUAUUUUUAUUAGAUAUGCAUUGAAAAGAGUUGAUUUUAUUGUCCUUAAUGAAACAUGCUUUGGAUUGCUGUUGAUGCUCUUUUCAUAGCAAUGAAUUAAACAGAAGCUCUCAGUAAUAAUAUGAAGGUGUUGCCUCAGAGCCGAGUUUAGACGAGAUGAUGGACUGAACUCAAACACUGGAUUGAUUGGCAGUAGGUAAUUUAACACAUGAAGAAUGGAAGAGCAGGAAUUUGGGGUGAAAUGUAAAACUCUAUUUUUUUAUGAUAGAUGCAGAUUGCUGUUUUGCAAGAACAAUUUAUUUUAUAUUCUAUUGUGCCUAAAUAUCUGCGUGGCAAAGAUGAAGGCUUCUGUAGUUUUGCAUAAUAUGAAAGAAAUUUGAUUUGUUAAUGCCAACCACCAAACAUCGCAGUCUAUUAAUUGUGCAGUGAUGGCUUUUUUUCUUCACUGUUGCUGGCUGUGUUGUUGAGUAAUCAUGUGAAACAGCCAAGUUUCCAUUUAUUUCUAACAUUGUUUGUGAAUUUGUUUGCACAAACGUUUCUUAGGGACCAGGAACCUUUUCAGACACUCUUCCUCUGCCUGCAUUUACACUUGAAGAACCACAGUCUUAAUUUAGUUUCAGGGCCACAGUUGUAGUCCCUGGUUGGAGCUUAGUACUCUACGAAGGUCCCAGUAUUAUUCAUUUGUUUAAUUUAUAUUUGGGAUGCUAAAACAGCUCCCUCCUAGUCCUCUAACCCAUGGAGAAGAAAAGUAUGUUCCAUUCCACCAGAAUGUUGUUCUGGUGGAAUGGCACCUAUAAUGAACUACAUGGGCACAACCGAUUCUUGCUGUAAAUAUAGUUAUUUAAAGUUGAGUGGAUUGAAACAACGACAGUGCUUUAAAACAAUUGCAGUUUACAUGAUAUCGAAUAUCUUUUUGCACAGGCAAUAACUUGACAGGACACUGGGGCUUAGUUUGGAGACUUCAAAGAGUGAUGUUGGUGGCCAAGGUGUAACUGUGUCAACAAUGUAAUGGUCUGCUUUAAUCAGUAUUGGAUGGAAACUGUAUCAAAUGGAAGAGAGUUGCCAUUGGAAAAGUGUAGAAAUACUUAAAGCCCAGAAUAAAUAUUUGGAAGUAAA